AUACUUUACAGGGCAGUGAGGUCAUAGAACACAAGCUUUUAAGUAAGUGAGUCAUGCGUGCCUCAUUUAUUUUUAAAAGCAACUUCUGAGAAGGGCUUAGAACAAUUUUUUCCCCUGAGUGCCAUUUCCCGAGGGUACUCACAGAACAAUAAGGUGUGUCUGUAAUGGCUGCACUGAGUUGUCUCUUGGACAGUGUCAGAAGGGACAUAAAGAAGGUGGACAGAGAACUAAGGCAACUGAGAUGCAUCGACGAAUUUAGCACGCGCUGCCUGUGCGACCUGUAUAUGCACCCCUAUUGCUGUUGCGACUUGCACCCAUAUCCGUACUGCCUGUGCUAUUCCAAGCGAUCACGCUCUUGUGGCCUGUGUGAUCUCUACCCAUGCUGCCUGUGUGACUACAAGCUUUACUGCCUGCGACCAUCUCUCAGAAGUUUAGAGAGGAAAGCCAUUAGAGCCAUAGAAGAUGAGAAGCGAGAGCUUGCCAAACUGAGAAGAACAACAAAUAGAAUUCUGGCUUCCUCUUGCUGUAGCAGUAACAUUUUAGGAUCGGUGAAUGUAUGCGGCUUUGAACCUGAUCAAGUCAAAGUUCGAGUGAAGGAUGGAAAGGUAUGCGUGUCGGCUGAGCGGGAGAACAGGUACGACUGCCUCGGAUCGAAAAAGUACAGCUACAUGAACAUCUGCAAAGAGUUCAGCUUGCCGCCCUGUGUGGAUGAGAAGGAUGUAACGUACUCCUACGGGCUCGGCAGUUGUGUCAAGAUUGAGUCUCCUUGCUACCCCUGCACUUCUCCCUGCAACCCCUGCAGCCCCUGCAACCCGUGUAGCCCCUGUAGCCCCUGCAACCCCUGCAACCCCUGCAACCCAUGUGACCCUUGCAACCCGUGUUAUCCCUGUGGAAGCCGAUUUUCCUGUAGGAAGAUGAUUUUGUAAAGUGUGCGUAGGAACCCAUUGCUUAACAGAAGCCAGUUACUCCAGCCAGGCAGCUCUCCCAACGUUUCUCUUCUCCUUCCCAUGGCCCCUAUUGUUUAAGAACGUAGGAAACUGAAUACAUAACUGCAAUCUG
This is a messenger RNA of Saimiri boliviensis boliviensis (Bolivian squirrel monkey), 1059 nucleotides long. It is a transcript of the gene ODF1, whose product is annotated as outer dense fiber of sperm tails 1. The record is from RefSeq and is a predicted model, not a curated record. NCBI's taxonomy places the organism in Eukaryota, Metazoa, Chordata, Mammalia, Primates, Cebidae. Gene Ontology annotation, cellular component: outer dense fiber.